Molecule: messenger RNA, 4434 nt
Organism: Ceratina calcarata
Lineage: Eukaryota; Metazoa; Arthropoda; Insecta; Hymenoptera; Apidae
Product: contactin
Exons: 6
Coding region: 302-3994 (1230 amino acids)
Biological process (GO): axon guidance; cell-cell adhesion
Cellular component (GO): axon; plasma membrane
Molecular function (GO): protein binding
Source: RefSeq, a predicted model, not a curated record
GAGAUCGGCGAAAUCGAUGGAUCCAAAGGAGGUACGAAAGCGUGUACCUCAGUUUUACCGUUCCUCGACGCACGGCGCUGUGAUCGAGGUGCCUCAAGGACCCCACUAUUUUACCCAUCGCGUGCCAUCGCGUUGUGAACAUCACAAUAAUCAACAAUAAUGUAUCCACGAUCUUAGGGAACAGCGAUUGCAUCCACCAAAUGUAAUUGCACGAAGGACCGUUCUCGGUGGCACACUAGAUUUUGGAGAGGACCCGCCAACAUUGCCCUCGCUCGACGUUACUUUUCCCAACGAGGUAACAAUGCAUCGUUUCCCAGUGAUCGUGACGUACGUUCUCGUCGUAGCGUCAGCCGCGUCUGCUCAAAGCAACGUACAAUACGAGGAACAGUAUCAUCAGUGUCCCCAGCACUGGAUUCGUUUCCAAGAGUCCUGCUAUCGUUUCAUAAAGAGCCCGAUAAGAGAGCGUUCCGAAGCUCGUAAGAAUUGCGAAGCCUUCCAGAGCGAUUUGCUGAGCAUAAACUCGUUAGACGAACAUGGGUUCGUGCUCUAUCAAUUGUUGUGGCAGGAUCCCCAGCAUCGGGACUGGUACACCGGUGUAAGGCUACAGAAUGGUAACUGGGUCAACGAGGCGGACAACACUCAGCUAGUGAACAUGGAAAAUGCUUUCCUACCGGAGCCGAUCGUCGAUAACAGUUACGAUCGAGAAUACUUGGUGUAUUCGUACAACAAUAAUUUGCAAAGAUGGGGACUGCAGAAAGUGAACGGAAGGGAGAGACUGCUCUAUAUCUGCGAGGCGAAGAUAUACGAUCUGUACAAUAUGGUCGACGACGACAGAAGUUAUCAGUACGGAAUCGAGGUGGACGAUCCGAAAGUAGUGCCGAGGGGUCCAUACUUUGUUCGCCAUCCGGUGGACAAAGUGUUCGACGUGUCCAAGAGGAAGAUCAGUAAUCAUGUGGAGUUGAGCUGUUUGGCCGGAGGGUAUCCCGCACCGACUUACGAAUGGUUCAAAGAGGAUUACGAGAACGACAGACUGAUCGCGACCAAGAUCGACCCUUUGAACAACACGCGAUACACGAUCAGCGGUGGAACAUUGAUUAUCUACGAGCCAGAUCAGGCGGAGGACAGAGGAUCGUAUCACUGUAAAGCGACGAACGAAUUCGGCACGAUCAUGUCGGAGAGCGUAGACUUGUCGUUCGGAUACAUAUUGGAAUUCAACCUGAAACGGUCGGAGGAGCGCGGGGACGAGAAUUGGGGAAAGGCGGUGUACUGCGAUCCACCGCAACACUUUCCCGGAGUGAAAUAUUAUUGGGCGAGAGACUAUUUUCCGAACUUCGUCGAGGAGGACAAGAGAGUGUUCGUGUCGUACGACGGAGCGUUGUAUUUCUCCGCGUUGGAGAUGAUCGACAGAGGAAGUUAUUCGUGCAACGUGCAGAGCAUAGCCUCGGACACCGGGCGGAACGGCCCGUUCUUUCCUCUGAGGGUCGACCCGCAUUCCUCGUUCCAACAAUUGAAAUUUUCCAAUAACUUCCCAAAAGCGUUCCCGGAAGCUCCGGUCGCUGGCCAAGAGGUCCGAUUCGAGUGCAUCGCGUUCGGAUACCCGGUGCCUUCGUACAACUGGACGCGCAAGGGUGCCGCAGCCUUGCCUCGCGGUUCCUACACCACGAGUUACAAUCGCGUUCUCAUAAUUCCGCGAGUUCACGUCGACGACCAAGGGGAAUACGUGUGCCGCGUGCAAAACGAUCGACUGUCGAUAGAAAAUUCUGUUCGACUGACCAUCCAAGCGGCACCCAAUUUCACGAUUCCUCUGACCGACAAGCACAUGGACAAUCGAGGGGACUUGACUUGGACGUGCGAGGCCUUCGGGAUCCCCGACGUUACUUACGACUGGUUCAAGAACGGAGAGCUCCUCGACCCGCAGACUCUCCUCUCGGACGACAGAGGCGACAGGUACAGCAUCAGGGACAACGUGUUGAACAUCAAGAAUCUGGACAAGAGGGACGAGGGGAUGUAUCAGUGUAGGGCGAAGAAUCAGUUGAAGGCGAGAUAUUCAUCGGCGCAGUUACGGAUUUUAUCACUGAAACCGUCCUUCAAGAAGCAUCCGAUGGAAUCGGAAACGUACGCGGCCGAAAGGGGGAACGUUACCAUUCUGUGCAACCCGGAAGCCGCUCCGAGACCGAAAUUCGUCUGGAAGAAGGAUGGAAACGUGAUCGGGUCGGGAGGGAGAAGACGAAUUCUGGAGAACGGGAACUUAAAGAUCAGUCCCGUUUCCAGAGACGACGAGGGAACUUACGUAUGCUCCGCGACGAAUCAGUACGGGAGCGACGAGACGCGCGGUAGACUGAUAGUGUUACGUGGUCCACAAUUUUUGGAAAAGCUGCCCCAACGCCUGACCACGUCGGUCAUGCAAAAUUUAACGUUACACUGCGUGGGAGAGGUCGACGAGAUGUUAGACGUCGCUUACGUGUGGAAACAUAACGGGCUGAUAUUAAGGGACGAGGAUCUGAAGAACAACGAUCGACUGAGGAUCGACAAGGAAGAAUUGCGUAUUAUCAACGCGACGUCCGCGGAAAGCGGGGAAUACGAGUGUAUCGUGAAGAGCGCGGUCGGAGAAAUUUCGAGUAGAACCAUCGUCGUCGUCGAGGGUCCACCGGGGCCGCCCGGUGGAGUUCAAGUGGUGAACAUCGUGAAAACUUCGACCACGCUGAGGUGGACGGACGGAGCGCUCAACGGUAGACUAAUCACCAUGUACACCGUCUUCGCGAGGACCAACUGGAACGGGACCUGGUUCACUCUGAUCGAGAAUAUCACCGCCCUGGAGGUGGACAGGUACACCAGUCGGAAGGAGGCCUAUCUCGAGAACGUUUUGAAUCCUUACACAACGUACGAGUUUGCCGUUUCUGCCUUUAACGAACUGGGAUACAGCGUACCCUCCGCGCCUUCGCCCCAGUACAGCACCCCGUCCGACAGACCUUCGAGAUACCCGAGAAAUAUUGGUGGAGGCGGUGGAAAGAUCGGAGACUUGACCGUGACGUGGGAUCCGUUGCCACCGUCCGAACAGAACGGGCCAGGGAUCUUUUACAAGGUGUACUGGCGGUUGAAGAACCAAGAGACCGAGUUCCAGUCGCAGUCUUUGAAGGAGUUCGGCAACAUCGGACAGUUCGUGGUGCAGAUACCUCAGAAAAAUUAUUACACCGAGUACGAGGUGAAGGUCCAGGCUGCGAAUUCACUGGGCUAUGGCCCGAUCUCGAACGAGGUGACGAUAUUCAGUGCCGAGGACAUGCCUCAAGUUGCCCCGCAACAAGUGCUGGCACAAAGUUACAACAGUACCAGUUUGAGGGUGAGCUGGCAACCGAUAGAGGAGACCAGAGAGAGGAUAAGGGGAAGAUUGAUAGGGCACAGAAUAAAAUAUUGGAAAGAGAGCAACAAGGAAGAGACCGCCGUUUAUUACUUGAGCAGAAGUAAAAGACCUUGGGCUCUGGUGGUGGGUCUACAACCGGACACUUAUUAUUACGUGAAGGUAAUGGCGUAUAAUGCCGCCGGGGAGGGACCCGAAAGCGAGAGAUACUUGGAGAGGACGUACAGGAAAGCUCCGCAGAAGCCGCCGUCCUCGGUCAACGUGUUCGGGGUGGAUCCGUCGACGAUCAGAGUGACCUGGCGUUACGUGCAACCGAGUUUAGAGGAGGAGCCGUUGAUCGGUUAUAAGAUCAGAGUCUGGGAACUGGACCAAGAUAUGAGCACCGCGAACGACACGAUCAUUCCGGGUGGCUCGAAGCUCGAGGCUUACAUCUCGAAUCUGAGCCCUGGGAAAGCGUACCACUUGCGGGUACUGGCGUUCAGUAACGGAGGGGACGGUAGGAUGUCCAGUCCCACUCACACCUUCCAAAUGGGAGAUGCAGCUGCAUUUAAAAGCGGUGGAAACGCUGUUGUUCAACUCCCAGCUGGUAUUCGGAGAAUCUCGUUACUCUUAGUAUUGCUAAUUUUAAGAUAUCUAUAAGGUCGUCUUGGUCUUUGGUACACCGUCGCGAGAUGCAAAUUGUUUUCUUUUUUUCUUAAACAAUUAUUAAGCCGACGUGGAGACAGAUCUGUUUGGCAUUACUUAUCAAUUGCCAGGUGUUCAUCUCACAGUGGAAUAUUAUUUGUACUCUAUUUUUUCUUCUUUUUUUUGUAAUUACGUUUGAUUUAAAAGUACUGAGUGACUCGUUCACGCGGCCGUAGCCUAUUAUACCCUUUUUAUACUCUAUAGUAUUACUUAGUUAUUUAACAAAGCGUAUUUUUUACGAGCUAACAUUAAACACUAUUUACAUAUAUCUAUUGUAUAUGUAUAUGUCCGUCCAUAAAUAAUAUGAUACACGAAUGGAUCUGUAAAUAGUUUUUACGUACAGCUGUACCGUUAUGACAUUAACUUCGGUAUAGACAAUAACCGAGACACUUUUU